Molecule: messenger RNA, 690 nt
Organism: Raphanus sativus (radish)
Lineage: Eukaryota; Viridiplantae; Streptophyta; Magnoliopsida; Brassicales; Brassicaceae
Exons: 5
Coding region: 1-441 (146 amino acids)
Source: RefSeq, a predicted model, not a curated record
AUGGGGUAUGAUAACGAGUCCUUGACGUGGCAUGUUGUCAUUGGCUCUCUAUCUCUCUCUCGUCUUCUCCGCUAUCUCUCUCUUGUCUUCUCCGCUCUGUUAAUUUUCUCAGGAAAGUGUAGAUUGAAAUUCUGGUAUCUGAAUCAUGAAGUUCGAGCUGGCGUCACCGUUGAAGAAGUCCGUUCCGCUUCCCCUGUUUCUGAUCCUCCUCCUCUCUAUCCUCCCGUGUUAACCACCCCCAUCUCGUUACCCACUCCGGAAGCUAUUGGCUACCCGAGUGCACAGCAGGUCAUGAGCUUCAAAGGUAAGCCCACUGACAAAAGGCAGUUGCUUGAUGAGAUUGAGAUAAGAGAGCUGCGCAUUGAUCACAUCGACCACCGUUGCUGUUGGGGAAGCCGUCCUGCUCGCACAUGGAAGAUCCGUGCUGUCGUCUGCUCGUAACAACGUUUCUUUCCCCGGAUAAUAUGGUUGCUACGAAGCUCUUUGCGGAGAAGUCAUGGCUGGAUCAAGGAGUUGAAUGAGAGCAAUGAUGAUUGCAUCACAAAAUGAUUGGUAGACUUGAAUGGUGUUUUGGUUGUCGUGUUGAGGCUUUUGUUGAUGAUUUAGAUUGUUGUAGUAUGGUAGUUGAAAGCAUGAAUACGUCAGUGGUCCAUAUGUAAGUAGACUUACUCUUGUGCUCUGUAUAUUACG